Cuculus canorus (common cuckoo) is the source of this 1371-nucleotide messenger RNA. It is a transcript of the gene RSKR, whose product is annotated as ribosomal protein S6 kinase related. NCBI's taxonomy places the organism in Eukaryota, Metazoa, Chordata, Aves, Cuculiformes, Cuculidae. Gene Ontology annotation, biological process: protein phosphorylation. The record is from RefSeq and is a predicted model, not a curated record. The transcript has 12 exons. Bases 43 to 1209 code for a protein of 388 amino acids. Gene Ontology annotation, molecular function: protein serine/threonine kinase activity; ATP binding.
AGCGGAUUACCGGGACCCGGGGCGCGGCCGGGCGGCGCCGCGAUGGGAGCGACGAGCAGCGGCCCCGAGCAGCCCCCGGCCCCGGGGCGGCCCCCCCAGGGCCGCGCCGUGGGGUCGUGGGUUCGGGCGCUGCUGAGCCGCGCGGGGCCGGUACCGGCAGCGGGGUCGGGGCUCGCCCUGGCCCCGCGGGGACCCGCCGAGGAGCCGCCGCUGCCCGGGUGGCCGCUGCCGCAGCUCGUCUCGCUCUUCCUGCCGGAGUUCCCCCUUCGCCCCUCCGCUCUCCAGCAGCAGCUCAAGAUCCUGGGCUUCGUGGCCAAAGGCUCCUUCGGGACCAUCCUCAAGGUGCUGGACUGCGGGCGGGAGAAGGUCUGCGCCGUGAAGGUGGUGCCCAAGGUGGAGGUGCUGCGCCGCGACACCCUCAAGCAGUGCAAGGAAGAAGUCAGCAUCCAGAGACAGGUCAGGCACCCGUUUGUGCACGGGCUUGGGGACAGCUGGCAGGGCCAGCGCCACCUCUUCAUCAUGUGCACCUACUGCAGCACCGGAGACCUGCACGCGCUCUGGCGCACCGCGGGGCGCUUCGCUGAGGCCACCGUCCGCCUCUUCGCCGCCGAGCUGGUGCUGGUGCUGGUGUAUCUCCAUGACCUGGGCAUCGUGCACAGAGAUGUGAAGAUGGAGAACAUCCUCCUGGAUGAGAGAGGACACCUCAAGCUCACCGACUUUGGCCUGUCCCGGCACCUGCAGUGGGGUGAGCGAGCCCACACCAUCUGCGGCACCCUGCACUACAUGGCCCCAGAGGUGCUGAGUGGGGGGCCCUACAGCCACGCAGCUGACUGGUGGUCCUUGGGAGUCCUGCUCUUCGCCUUGGCCAGCGGGGAGUUCCCUGUGGCACCGGCAGAAGACCAUGUGGCCAUGCUGGAGCGCAUCCAGCAGAGCAGCUACGAGAUCCCAGCCGCCCUCAGCCCCGCGCUGGCCCGGCUGCUGGCUGAGCUGCUGUGCCACAACCCCCUGCGCCGCCUGCACUACCUCCACCAAUUCCAGAGCCACCCCUUCUUCCGUGGGGUGACCUUCGACGCUGACUUGCUGCAGAAGGACCCGGUGGCCGUGGCGGUGGCCCCACGGCCCCCCGAGCAGCCCCUGCCAGCCCCUGCCACCUUCGCCGACUUCGACUACGACCUCGCCACCCUGCCGGGACGGCCCUGCCCUGGCUGAGCCGCCGCUGCCGGGACCCCCGGCAUCGCUCAGGGACAUCCCCCCACCCCGGCAGCGGGACGGAUCCUGCUGGGCUGGGUCCCCCUUCUCCUACUGCUGUACCUCUCUCCCCGCGGGAGCAAUAAACCCGAGAGCCGCGGGCACCGCUGCGGGUGCUGCUCU